AAACUUCCAAAGUUAUGAAGUGUAAUAAAUCUUAUUAGCUUUUAUUUCAAAUAUUCUGUAACUUGGUUCAAUCAAUUGUAUGAUUCUUUGCCGACGUCGUAUUGCUAUUAAUACUUAAUACCGUAAUCAAACCAUUAUUCAUAAUGCCCCGGUUGAAGAAAAGAUCAUUGGAAACCAAAGCUAGAAUAUCUCGGAUGAAACGAGCAGAAAAACGAAGAGAACAAAUUUUGUAUUUAAAAACGCAAGCUGAAGAAAUGGAAAUUUUAUGCCGUGGCAUAAGAAAUGAAGGUGCUCUUGUACCACCUAUUAGACAAACUGCAUCAAUAUUUAAACAGCCAGUAACUGUUCAUAAGAACCAAGAAGGUAAAGUUAAAACAGACUUCAAACACGGAAGACAAGAAAAACCAAGACAAGUGUUCUGGGAAAAAAGACUUGAAGGUAUUAGAGCAUCAGAAAAAGAUGGUUAUGAAUUAGGUACUAGAUGGACUGGUCUUCUGCGACCAGCUGGACCUCAUGUUCGUGAUGAAACUUUAUUACAAAGUGUUGCUACUGCUUUACAUGUUUGUGCUAUGCCAGUGACUGGACAACCUCCAAUGCGAUCUCAUUAUGAUAAAGAAAUUGUAUAUCGGAUUCCAGACCAACCACUUGUACAGGAGGUGAAUGUAACUGUAGAAGAUAUCAAAAGCCAAGAAGAACGUGUUAUAUUAGCCAGAAAACGACUUCAAGAAAUAAUGGGAAAAAUCAAAUAAUAUUUUUGUAUAUAAUAAACCUUAUAAUUAGUAUAUUUUCUCACUUUA
This is a messenger RNA of Sipha flava (yellow sugarcane aphid), 797 nucleotides long. RefSeq names its product methyl-CpG-binding domain protein 2 (gene MBD-like). The coding region runs from base 144 to 749 and encodes 201 amino acids. The transcript has 4 exons. NCBI's taxonomy places the organism in Eukaryota, Metazoa, Arthropoda, Insecta, Hemiptera, Aphididae. The record is from RefSeq and is a predicted model, not a curated record.